ACUGACAGCCUCGACCUCGCCAGGCCCAGAAGGACUUAAGUUCUGUAGCUGURUACCAGAAGAGCAAGACCGAAACUGCCCAUCUCCGGGCAGAGCAGGACAUUGUGCCAACCCCCAGCAACUAGGCCGGAAAGUUCGGGGGGAGCGGCUCGCGCCUGCGCGCCGCCAUCUUGCUAAAGAAGCGCCCGCCGGGGCCUACGGACUGCUCGGUAGCGGUGGGGCGGGGCGGGGCUGMGACACCCAGCUGGGCGGAGCCAGGCCAUGGCGACCGCAGAGCCCGGCGGGCCGGCGAUGAGGGCUGCCACCCCCGGAGCCCGGCCUGGCGGGGCCUCAGGGCACGCGGCAGGAGCUGUGGGACCGCCCUCCGGGAGGAGCGCCAGCGGAGCCCUCCGGCUGGGGGAGCGAACCCCUGCUACAGUGGAGAAGCGUGGACCGUACAUGGUGACGCGCGCGCCGUCCAUUCAGGCCAAGCUGCAGAAGCACCGGGACCUGGCCAAGGCUGUUCUGCGGAGAAAAGGCAUGCUGGGUUCCUUGCCGAACCGCCCCGACUCUUCAGGGAAAAGGUCAGUGAAGUUUAACAAGGGCUAUACUGCUCUUAGCCAGAGUCCAGAUGAAAACCUGGUGUCCCUUGAUUCUGACAGUGAUGGGGAGCUGGAAUCCAGAUACUCUUCCGGGUAUUCCUCUGCAGAGGUAAACCAGGAUGUGAGCCGGCAGCUGCUACAGGAUGGGUAUCACCUGGAUGAGAUUCCAGAUGAUGAGGACUUGGACCUCAUUCCCCCUAAGCCUAUGGCCUCCUCCACAUGCUCUUGCUGCUGGUGCUGUCUUGGGGAUUCUUCCUGUACCCUCCAGUAGCCAUAAUUCUCCAAGGUGGACCCUGCUCACCACGAGGCCUACAGAACCCUGUUGGCCCUUCAUAGCUCAGAGUGCGGUGAGAACUGCUGUCAGUUCACAAUCAGUGGAGGCACUGACUCUCUGGGAAGGUCCAUAACCUGCAGGAGAGCCCUCACCUGGUGCUUCUCAGGCCAGAGCCCCACCUCCCAUAUGGGUGAUGAGGGGAUGGAUAGAAUUCUGCAGUUUUCCUCUGUUGUUGGAGCAGUUUAGAGAAACUACUUUUAAUAAGGGCAGAAACAGGAUUUUUGACUAACAGGUGGCUAAGAAAACCAAUUGCAGAGAUCUUUAUUGGUAUUUGUCAUGGUGCUGUAUGGAAGAGGAAAAGAGCUUUUGAGUUCAGGCUGUGCUGUAGAUGUGUGGAGGCAGGAGACACCACUUUACAGCCUGUAGCCAGGAAUUUCAAAUUUUUAACCAGUACAAAGAAUUCCGUGAGACCAGUACAAAGAAUUCCGUGUUUUCCUCCUCUUCCCAACUCUAAGAUGGAUUAAGGAAGCACUGAUAUGGGAAUGUGAGGCUGCCUUUUGGGCAGCAGUUAUUUCUGUUCCAUAUCCUGGCUUAUAAUCCUCUCCUCUAUUCUCUUGUCUUACCAAGACAGCAAAGUAAAUCCCUUUUGUCCUCUUCAUCUGUCCGGCUGUGGCAGUAAAUAUAACAGGUUGCUUAAUGACACAUCAGGAUCAUGGCUUUCAGAAUUCCUGAACCUGGGGGACACUGUACCAGUUCAGUGUCUGUGUAAGUUUAGUAACUCAUUCASCCCUUCCCUAGAGAAAAACUGGUCCAUCAUGUACAUAUUCAUUCAUUUAUAUUUCCUUGGUCUGAGCUAGCUUCUCCACCCAGUCUUUGAGCUGGAAGAUUGGCUUGGAAGUACUGGCACUGGCUCUAGAAGCCUGAAGUUUUCAUGAUUACCAGCAGAGGGAGCUGCAAAGGCAGAGUGCCUUCCUAUUUGUUGCUUUUUAAAGUUGUGGGAAGUGGUAGAGUGAGUGUUCUGCUGGUGCUGUUUUGUGGUCUUUGGCCUAGACUGCAGCUCUCAGAAUUGGGAGGAGAGACCAAAGCUAGAAACCAGGUCUCUGCCUGAAAUCAGCCCACCAUUACACAGAGCCUCCCCUGUAGUACAGUCCACUGUGGAGCCAGAUUCCUCUGCCCCAGCCUCACAGUGGAUGCUCAGGAUUCGACUUUAUGGACUGGGGGUGUAGGAGCAUUUACAUAGCAUGUGUGAAUCCCUGGAUUCAACCCCAAGCUCUGCCAAAAAUAAAGGAUUGGGCUUUAAGGCAAACCACAGUGUGAACCUAGCCUCUCUUGGCCCCGGCCUGAACAUAGCAGAARCAGGCAUAAUUCCCCGUUGCCCCCACUGGAUAAUUUCUUGUUAUACCUAGCCUCUUAUUGGAAUUUAGUUUUUCACUGCUCCUCAUCCAUUUUUUUUUUUUCCACCUCACCCAGGACCAUGGUGAGGUGGGAGUGGACAGGGUUCUCAGCUCAAGGGGCAUAGGAUUAGGAUAUGGGUCCCAUGCAAAAGUAUCCAAGUUCUUGCUUUACAUAAUGUCCUGUGAUCACUACAGGACAUGGUAUGGUAUCCCUACCACAAGAGGUGACUGGGAGACUGAGAAGUUAGAUAUAAAAUAUACCUUAAGUAUCAUUUGUUGGACAACUAUCCUCAAGGUCAUCCUAAUAGAGCUUGAUUGUUUUUCUCAAACUGGAAGGUUGACAGGAGCUUACAGUAUUCAGAGGCUGUGAUUAAUUUACUCUGCUAACUAGCAGCAUUCUAGAAGGGAGAUAGAUCGGAGACCAGAGGUGUAUCACCUUGGGGUCUGGGGACAGAGGAGGCAGAUGGUUUUUCUGUUCUGGAAUGAGACUCUGCAACUUUACCAAGGCGCCCAACAUUCAGAGCAAGGAACAUUAGCAUCUCCAUUCUGAACCUCUUACCCCACCAGUUAGUUUCUAGGCCUUCAGGUGUCUAUGGAGGGGAAGAGCAGAUGUGGACGGUAUAGAGAAAGACUUUGUGAUAGUGGUGGGGACUUAGUGAGGGCAGAAGGUAGCUGUGGAAGCCAGGUAUGGAUCCAUAUUUCUGUGGGAGGCUUGGUUAGGACCGAUUUACCUGGGCAUUUGGCAGCUGCUSGGAGGUGGCAGCACCCCCAAAUCACACCCUCUGGGUAAAUUGUUGCUGUAAUCAACACUGGGGCACUUGGCUACAAUUCUCCCUGGAAGGGAUGUUCCGCAGCUGGRCAACUCUGUGUAGGAAUUACGUGUGGAGAAAGCUGCAGGAAUAUGGAGCAGGAGACAACUUGUAGUAAGGUGGGACAGAAAUGGUGAGUUUGGGGUCAAGG
Urocitellus parryii (Arctic ground squirrel) is the source of this 3209-nucleotide messenger RNA. It is a transcript of the gene Fam219b, whose product is annotated as family with sequence similarity 219 member B. The record is from RefSeq and is a predicted model, not a curated record. Lineage: Eukaryota; Metazoa; Chordata; Mammalia; Rodentia; Sciuridae.